Colletotrichum costaricense is the source of this 1668-nucleotide messenger RNA. RefSeq lists its product as uncharacterized. The record is from RefSeq and is a predicted model, not a curated record. Bases 1 to 1668 code for a protein of 555 amino acids. Lineage: Eukaryota; Fungi; Ascomycota; Sordariomycetes; Glomerellales; Glomerellaceae. The transcript has 5 exons.
AUGUCGGAUACACGCCCUAGAUUCGUCAAAGUACCGGAGGGCUGGCUAUGCAAUUUAGGAGAAUUCGAACGAUCCAUACGACCACCGCCACAUGACUGCCCCGACUGUCAGACGGGGUACUACACUGAGAGCGAACAGCCGUCUACAUACGUCAAAGCACUUCAGGAGAGCAGAAAGCACAUCACCAAUCGACUUGGCUCCUAUGCUGAUCCCCUUAUGAGCCGUUGGCGGAAGCGAAGCCAGGAAAAACGUCGCGAGCUGCUGCACAAGGCCGUGCCUGAGCUGGAGGAAUCGCAGUGGAUCAACUCCAGAUACGUAUAUAGCGACGAAAAAUUUCGGUACGGUGAGCGAACUGUACAAAGGCGACGCCAGCUGUUGGUUCCAAGGCUCAAUGUCGAGGUGCUCAAGACGAGCCCGGCCAUCCUGUUCGCCCUCCUCCAUUAUCGGACUCUAUAUCCACCAGAGGACUUCGCUCCGCUAGACUGUCGUCAGAUGGAAUUAUCAUGGGCCUAUGGAUACUUUGACGUCGAACUCUCUGCCAAGCGCGUCGUCAUGUCCGGACCACGAAUCACGGACGAAAUUCUCGAGGGUGCAAAUGCUGCAGAUGCCAGUGCAAAGACGGAUAGGUGGAGGGACCUCACGUCGAUCGGUUUCCGACACCCGGGGGAGACCGAGCUCUGGUCUCCCUACACCAACCCAGCUUUCUCUCGGCCUCCCAAGCUCAACAUGGGAUGCAUGGUAUCCAUGGCCCAGACGCGCAAGGAAGAGGCUAUCGACCAUCUCAUCGAUCUUCAGUGCGACCCAGCAUAUCUUCGCCGUCACAUCAACGGUCUCUUCAGCAACACGCUCUUUCGCGUGUUGGAUACCGAGGACGCGGCAAUGAUGGUGGCUCGAUACAUCCACACGGAGUAUACCAGAUACUACUGGUGGUACUGGAUUGAGAUUGAGUGCAAGCAUGUGCGGGGCCUACACGACAGAUUUUCAGACAGUACGCAUCCCGGCCAGCCGAUCCCUCCUAAGUACGACCGGGCACUGGGCGCUUUGGAGCUUCUCCUCGUCACUCAAGCCCUGGAGCGGAUUCACCGCUUCAAAUCUCUCAUGCCCUGGGUCGCUCGCGGCUUGUCGUGGGACUCGAAUCCGAACACAAAGAAGGCUCUAGAGAACGACCCGCUCGAUUGGUGUCCCCAUCAAAUGAUGGGCAAGCCAGACGACUAUAAACACUUUGAUCACGCCAUGAUCUUUGCAAUGAUUGACGACCAUCUGGUCAAGAAUAACAGAAAGGAAGCAGCUCGUAUCGAUGAGUUCCUCAUGCGCGAGAUGGCCGACAUUUCUGCCCUCCACCACUCGAAUCAAGAGUUCAAGAAGAUGGGGAAGGCCCUUGUAGACGGCUUCUACGAAGGAAAGGCUCCCAGCGGCGCCAAGAAUAAGGCAUGGCUGCAGCAAAGCCAGACUAUGCAAGGCUUUGUCGAGGGAUUCUUCAAGAAAUUGGAAAACUUGUUUCGGAAAGAUCCCGAAGGAAUCAGCCUUGAAGCGGAAACCAUCGAAGAGUUUCUGAGUGAUGUGCUCGUCCAGAACGAGCCAGAAUAUCUGGAAGCAAUUGCUUCAGAAGAAGAGGAGAUCAUGACCCAGAUCACCAAGGCCAAGAAGACUGCCCCGACACCUUUCUAG